ACUGCUAGGGGCAGCAAUGCGCCAAGCACAUCUUAGUCUUGCACGAGAAGAAGAAGAAAAACGACGAAGAAGACAUCUUAUACUUCCUGGAUGAAAUGAUUUAAGGUUGUUUUGAAUGUGCUCGUCGCCGUCUUCUUGUGGUCAUAAAAGACAUCAUUUUGAUAUAAUUGUAUGUCGCCCCACUAUAUACAGCUCGUCAGUUUUUGCAUGAAGUGAUGCAAUAUGGCGCUAACCCGAGCUGUUGUCAGUCGGUGUUUUCUCGCGAGGUUAAGGACACAAGCUCGGUGUCAAUGCCGAAGAAAUGUUUACCUGACUGACACACCAGGCAGCUGUCAGUCCACGGCAGUUGUACUCAACCACGAAGGAAUUGGUGAAAACAAACCACAAGACCGGAAAGCUUCUUAUUGGGACCAGAAAGGAGGAGCCCAUGACCACCACAGCCACUCAUUACUCCUUCAGACGCUGUCCGCUGGUUUGGGACUCUGUGGCGCUGUGCUUGUGGACACUAAAGAGGACGAACUGGCAAAGCACACAACAUUACAUGAUGUACUUGAACGCAUCCUGCCGUCAGCAGAGUGCGCGUCCCCGUUUAAACCGGACAGUCCUCGGUAUAAAUACAACUUUAUUGCAGAUGUCGUCGAAAAGUCCACUCCUGCGGUGGUCUACGUCGAAAUCAUGGGCAGACAUCCAUUUUCAGGGAAGGAGAUGGCCGUGUCCAAUGGUUCCGGUUUUAUUAUCAGCAGUGAUGGACUCAUAGUGACCAAUGCUCACGUGGUGGCCAACAAGAGAGGGGUCCGCGUCAAGUUGACCAAUGGAGAAACGUACAACGCCGUCGUGCAGGAUGUGGAUCAAGUGGCGGACAUCGCAACCAUUAAAAUCUCUGCAAAGAAUCCUUUACCCACACUCUCACUCGGCCGGUCGUCUGAUGUCCGUCAAGGAGAGUUUGUGGUGGCCAUGGGAAGCCCGUUUGCUUUACGGAACACCAUUACAUCAGGGAUCAUCAGCUCAGUGCAGAGGGGCAGUAAGGAGCUGGGCCUGUCCAACCCCAACAUGGAGUACAUACAGACGGACGCAGCCAUUGACUUUGGGAAUUCCGGAGGGCCACUCAUCAACCUGGAUGGCGAGGUCAUCGGAAUAAACACCAUGAAAGUCACUGCAGGAAUCUCCUUUGCAAUCCCAUCCGAUUGCCUCAGAUCUUUUCUUGAUCAAGCUGCAAACAGGAAAAAAGGCACCUGGUUUGGCCAGUCAGAGACAAGGCGGCGCUACAUUGGCGUCAUGAUGCUAACACUCACACCAAGCAUCAUUUCAGAGCUUAAGUUGAGGGAUCCGUCUUUCCCAGAUGUGACCCAUGGAAUUUUGAUCCACCGAGUCAUCAUUGGCUCCCCUGCAAACAGAGCUGGCCUGUUGCCAGGAGACGUUGUCCUGAGAAUCAACGGUGUGACGGUCAAUACCUCAGAGGAGAUCUACACUGCCGUCCGCAGCAGCGAUAAGAUCACAAUGGUGGUGCAGAGAGGACAAGAGCAGCUUCAACUACAAAUGAUUCCUGAGUUCACGGAGUGACCGCAACCAAAACACGUUUCUCUAAUGUCUGCCUGACAGACUGCCAUGGGUCUAAUUUGUGGACGUGAGUCAAACCUGUUGGUCAUCAUGGAUGAAAUUAAAGUUUCUAAAAGUUUAA
Nerophis lumbriciformis (worm pipefish) is the source of this 1678-nucleotide messenger RNA. Its product is annotated as serine protease HTRA2, mitochondrial-like. Gene Ontology annotation, biological process: proteolysis; positive regulation of apoptotic process; programmed cell death. Lineage: Eukaryota; Metazoa; Chordata; Actinopteri; Syngnathiformes; Syngnathidae. Gene Ontology annotation, molecular function: serine-type endopeptidase activity; protein binding. The record is from RefSeq and is a predicted model, not a curated record. Gene Ontology annotation, cellular component: mitochondrion.